UGGACAAACAGAGCGAGUCAACUGGGAUCUCCAGGGCUUUGGGUAUCCGGCUGAGAUUUGGAUUUGCUGCUGGCUGUACAUCAAGGGCUGCGGAGUGGGAAGGCAGGACCAUGUGGCUGUCCCCAGUGCUGCUUCUUCUCAGUUUCACAGGCUGCCUCUCCAUACAAGGCCCAGCACUGGUGAGGGGCCCAGAGCAGGGGUCAGUGACUGUGCGCUGUGGCUACAGCUCAAGAUGGCAAACCAACAGGAAGUGGUGGUGCCGAGGAGCAAACUGGAGCACGUGCAGGAUCCUCAUCCGAUCCACGGGAUCAGAGAAGGAAACGAAGGUCGGCCGGUUUUCCAUCAGGGACAAUCAUAAAAAUAACUCAUUCCAGGUUACCAUGGAGAUGCUCAGGCAAAACGACACAGACACUUACUGGUGUGGUAUCGAAAAAUUUGGAACUGACCGUGGGACCAGAAUUAGAGUGACCGUCUACUCAGUGGGUAAAGAUACCAUGUCGACUUCUAAGCAACUUUCCUCUUCCACUAUGGACAGCAGUGAAGACAUGGUGUCUUCUGACUUGCAGAAGAGGACCCAUUACAUGCUCCUGGUAUUUCUGAAGGUGCCUGCCUUGGUCAUCUUGGCUGGUGUUAUCCUCUGGCUGAAGCGGUCAACUCAGAAGGUCCCUGAGGAACAGUGGAGGCACACUCUUGGUAGCGAUUUGGACUCUGAACUUCUGGCUAAAGACAUUUCUCCUUAGACUGAUGGAUAAGCAGAGCCUUCCCAUCCUAGACUCUCAUUCCAGAGGAGAGCACGACCAGGGACGGUGGUGACUGAGGCUGGUGCCUGGAGGGCUCCGCCAGGCAUGACCUGCACUGUGCACAGCAUGGGGCCACAGCUCAGACCCUUUCUGAGAUAUCAUUACGGCUGCAUGGCCAGCACCUCGCUCCCCCUUUACAUCCUCAUCAGCCCUGUCCCAUCUAUCCACCAUGGUCAGCCCAGGGCGAGAACUGACGGAACGCAGACCAAGCUGCAGAAAGAGAACUGCAUGUGCCCUGCUUGCGCAGAGUCUGGGACAGAAGCACAGAGAAGCAGAAAGGGCCAGUGAGGAGUCUAGGUCAUCUAUCCUAUGCCCCUGUCAUAGAAAACUCUGUGAGAGCAGAGCAGGUGCUCAUUCUCCACGUUCUGGACACUGAGCCCUCCCCUAGCAUGCACUUCUGAGGAAAGCCUGCCUGACAGGCCCAGGGUCCGGAAUGUGGAGAACUCGGGAGUCCAUGACUUGGCCACAGAAGCUGUGAGUGUGUUUCCCAGUGGUGUGUUUUGCUCCAGGGCCAGGAGGCUGCACAGCCUUAGACAGAUCUUUGGACUACCUAGGCUCACAUGCUGCCUUUAAGCAAAGGUUGGCCAAGAGAAAGCAUCAGAGAGCUCAGGAGGCAGAGAGAGCCAUGUCUUCCCACCUGGGUCCUCCCCAUGGCCUGCACUGCAUACAGCUACACUGCAGAGGAAGUCAGGCCAAGGGUAGCUCAUAGAGUAACCACCAACAGCGCCAGCCAGGGAGGUAGAGGCCUCGAGAAUGGUCCCCUUAUCACAGGGUUCUUUUGCCUUUAACUGUAGUUGGGGGUGAGGGAGAAACAACAUGAACUCUGCCUUUUCUGAGGUGGUUUUCAUUGCACAGCUCAGAGCUGACAUGUGCAUUGCAAAGACAUCAUAUCUCUAGAACAUUCUCAUCUUGCAAGACUCAGACUCUAAGCCUACUGAGCAACACCUCACCACCACGCCCCCCACUCCACCACCACCUCUCCUCACCUCACCUCACCUUACCAGGCCCUGGCUGCCACCAUCUAACUUUUUGCCCUUGGGAGUUUUGCUAUUGCAUCUGAGUGGAAUCAUGAGGUGUUUGUCAUUCUGGAGUUGCUUUACCUUAGUUACCGUCAGUCCCAUCCCCAAGGACCACCCACCUUCUAGCACAUGACAGUAUUCCUUCAUGAUAAAUGCUGACUAGCAUCCCACUGCGUGGAUAUACCAUAGUCUCUUCCUCUGCUCACUUACUCCCGGGUGUUUCGGUUGUUUCUAUUCUUGGCCCCUGUGGAUAACGUUACAAUGAGUGUGAGUGUGCGGGUGAAGGUUUCAUGUUGAGAUGCCAUCUUCAGUUCUCUUGCAUAUGAUGACUGUGAUGGUUAAUCUUGAUUGUUGAUUUUUCUGGGUUUAGAAUCACCUAGGAGACACACCUCCAAGGCUCUCUACAAAGGUACUUCCAAAGAAGUUUAACUGAGGAGGGAUAACCCACCCUGAAUGGGGACACUUACCAUCCCAUAGCCUGGAGUCUCAGACGGAAUAAAAAGGAGGAAAGAGAUAAAGUAAACUAAUCACCCAUUGGUCUGUCUCUCUUUCCUUCCUAAGAACGAAGUGUGGCUAGCUGGCUCAUGACCGCCAGAGCCAGCUCCACUGUGAGGUGUGUGGGUGUGAGUGAGACAGCCCAGGGGGAGAGUGAGAGUGAGAGACCUGACUAUGCCUUCUGUGACAGCAUUGGGUGGCCUAGCCAGAGCAUUGCUGGAGAGCUCGCCUGCCCGGUGGCUCAGAUAAGGGAGAGCUGGCAGGCUAUUCCACUCAGCUACCGCCCAGAUCCAGAUCCAGGGCUCUGAGUGGACCCACCCCAAAAUCUGCAUCAUCUGUGAACUGUUGGGGCAUGUGAAACAACCAGUCCUGCUGAUCCAAAGCUGCAGGAUCUCCAGGACACAGGACAACAGGACAACCAGGAGGAAUCCCUGUUAGGAUCCAAUAUUGGUAGUAUCACCUCCAUCAGACCAAUAACUCAUUGCAAUGAAUAUCUAUAAGUAAAGAUGUAUGAAGAGAGGGAUACAGUGUGGGACACACUGUGACACACUACAGCUUCCACAAUGAGAUGUUUUCUAUACAUUAUUUUUUAC
Messenger RNA from Apodemus sylvaticus (European woodmouse), 2907 nucleotides. It is a transcript of the gene Cd300lb, whose product is annotated as CD300 molecule like family member b. Gene Ontology annotation, molecular function: transmembrane signaling receptor activity. The coding region runs from base 111 to 740 and encodes 209 amino acids. Lineage: Eukaryota; Metazoa; Chordata; Mammalia; Rodentia; Muridae. The transcript has 4 exons. The record is from RefSeq and is a predicted model, not a curated record. Gene Ontology annotation, cellular component: plasma membrane.